This is a messenger RNA of Apus apus (common swift), 4671 nucleotides long. RefSeq lists its product as uncharacterized. Gene Ontology annotation, molecular function: polynucleotide 5'-phosphatase activity; protein tyrosine/serine/threonine phosphatase activity. Lineage: Eukaryota; Metazoa; Chordata; Aves; Apodiformes; Apodidae. The record is from RefSeq and is a predicted model, not a curated record. Gene Ontology annotation, biological process: dephosphorylation. The coding region runs from base 673 to 2646 and encodes 657 amino acids. The transcript has 12 exons.
CUCCCUGUUACCGACUCCAGCUGCAGCCCGCGCCCUUCUCCGCACAGCCCACCCCCGCUCCGAUAACCGCCUGCCCGCCCCCCGCAGCUGGGCCGCGACCUUCCCCCCCAGCCCCCGUCUCUUCUUCUCUUUUGCUCCCCCAGCGGCGCAGCCUCCCGCUCGGAGGCGGUCCUGCCCGGGGCUCGCUCCCUGUGGGGACAUGCGGCUUUGGGGAGGGAGUCUCUCGCUAGCCUCAAGCGGCUCUGGAGCGGCGGGUGUGGGCCCUCCGCGGAGCAGGGAGCUCCCCUCGCCCCUCUCGUCCCUGCCCUAGUCCCACAGAGAUCGGCGGGUGCUGACGGUGCGCAGGAUCUAGCGGGAUCAGACCCGUCUGGAUUAGAGCGGGGCAGGUGAUGGGUCCCUCCCUUGCUGAGGUGCCGGCCUCGCCUCUUGCAGCUGCCUGGAGCUUCUCCUCGUUGACACAAGAGUUCUACCUGUGGGAGCACAAGGGCAGAACAGACUGCUCCGAGUCACAGGAGAGGGACGAAAGGCACUGUCAGGAAGAGCUUCAUCCCUGCAGCGCUGCUGCUAGAGUUAGAAACCUGCUGCCUCUCCUCUCUGUUUCUUUUGAUCUCCUGGAGAGGAGAGUGCCCACUUUCACCGCUGUCUCCUGCUCUGCCUGCUCCUGCUUUCAGCAUGGUAAAGAAGAAUACUAUCCCCGAUGGAUGGCGGAGUUUGACACCUGUUGGACAGCCUAUACCAGGAACUAGAUUCAUUGCAUUCAAAGUACCUUUAAAAGGGGCAAUUAACCAGAGGCUUACCCCAACCCAGAAAUUUACCCCAAAAGACUUAAUUGCUGCAAUGAAAGCCCUCAAUGUGGAGCUUGGAUUAAUUAUUGAUUUAACAUACACCACACGAUACUAUGAAGUUAAGGAUUUACCUAAAAGUGUGCAGUAUAAGAAACUUUAUACUGUUGGACUUGAAGUCCCUGAUAAUGCUACUAUCCUACAGUUCAAAAAAUGGGUCAGAAAAUUCUUAUGGGAAAAUGCAGGAAAUGAGAAACUCAUCGGCGUUCACUGUACUAAUGGAAUUAACAGAACUGGCUACCUUAUAUGUAGGUACCUUAUAGAUGUUGAAGGCUGGGAUCCAGAGGCAGCAAUCCAAGCUUUUGGUGAUGCUAGAGGUCAUUGCAUGGAUGGUCUUGUGUAUCUCACAGAUCUCAGAACACAACCAAUGAGAAGUAACCUUGGAAUGGAUGUAUGGGAUUCAGAUGAAGAUACUGUUCCCCCACCACAUGCAAUGGAAGGACCUGUAGAGCGGUUCACAAAUGAAGAUUUUCAGGGGUCUGGGAAAAGAUUAAAGAUUUAUGAUGACCCCUCUCACAAUGAUGUACAAGGACAGAUACAGUCGAGAGAUUUUGAUUUCAUUAAUAAGGGACCUGGACAAAGACGAAGACCAUUUCCUGACCAUCAGACUCAGGAUGAUUUAAGAGCACCAAUGCAGAUGAAAAAUUGGGACUAUAAUAGAGGACCUGGACAGAGGCAAAGACCUUUUCCUGAUCACCAGUUUUAUAAUUAUCAAGAAGACAUGCAGCUGAAGGACCUAGACUUCAGUAACAAGGGACCUGGGCAAAGGUUGAGACCUUUUCAUGGACACCAGUUUCGUGAUGAUUUACAGGCAGAGAGACCAUCGAGAGACAUUGAAUUUAAGAGAGGCCGUGGACAAAGGCAGAGAUCUUUUCCUGACCAUCCAUCUCAUGGUGAUUUGCAGGAAGACAGGCAGUUGAAGGAUUUUGAUUUUAGUAACAGGGGCUGUGGCCAGAGACGAAGACCAUUCCAUGACCACCAAUCUCAUGAUGAAUUUCAUACUCAGAUGCAGUUGAAAGGAUUAGAUUGUGUCAGCAAAGGUCCCGGGCAAAGACUAAGAUCUUUCCAUGACUGUCAGUCACAUGAUGAUUUACAGACACCAGUGGGAGAUUUUGAAUUUGCUAACAGGGGACAUGGCCAGAGGUUGAGACCUUUUAAUGAUCACCAGCCUCACAAUGAAUUACCAACAGAUAGACAACUAAAAGAUUAUGAUAAUAAAGGUCCUGGACAAAGGCACAGACCUUUUAAUGACCAUCAGCCUUAUGAUGACUUACAGGAACACACUCAGUUAAAAGAUUUUAAUUAUGUUAAUAAAGGACGUGGACAAAGGCCAAGACCUUUUAAUGAUCAUUCGGGUCACAAUGACUUGCAACAUGAAUGGUGUUCAGACAGAAAUCAAUCUUUUUCUUCCCAUGAAAAUGUACCAGAACCUCAUUUCUCUUCAUCUCCUUCAGUUCACAGAGAUUAUGGGUCUGAUAAUGACGACUUUAACAGAAGCUAUAGUAAUCCUGAAGACAAUAGGAGAAUGCAUCCCUCAGAUGAAUUCAAUAGAGGAAAAAACAGAUUUGCACCAUAUUCUUCACGAACAAUGCAUCCAUCUUCAUCUCUACACCAUGAAGAUAGUUCAAUAAACUAUGAAAGAAAAACUUUUCAAGGUGAAACUACCAGAGAGAUGGAACAUAGUAAAAGAUUACCAGUUGUAACAGUUGAUUACAAUUAUGGUCUGCCAUUAGGUUAUGGACCUGAAGAUGAAGGGAGAACACAUUAUGAAUUACCUGCAAGAGAUCAGUACAACUGGAACUGACUGAAAAGUACAGCGUUUGCUCAGCUUAGACUUACUCUUACCCAUUUUACUUUGUUUGUGGAGCAUUUUAUUUUUUUUAACAAAUAAGCAAAACGCAAAUUUCAGUAGUAGAGAACUGGUCUCUGUUGUUAGAUUAGCUUCUACUGAUGUUUGGUUCUUUAAAAUUAUGAGAAUAUAUUUGUUAAGUGUAGUUGGAGACAGUGUCUCAGUACACACGGAGAUAAAGUGGUCUUUCCUUUUAGUGUAAUUUCCUUUUAGUGUACCUUAAAACAACUUUCUGAGUGAUUGUAGUGGUGUCUUUCAUUUUACAUUUCUUUAAAUUUUUGUAAUUUCUGGAUGCAAAAGUUACAAAAUACUGCACUAUUAUGUAGAUUAGCAUUGAGACUAUAAAAAAAAAAUACUGUGAGACCAAAGAAGCAAAGUUAUGUACACUUUAUCCUUGAAAACAGCUGUUUAAGUUAUUACUAACAGUCUCUGCAGCAUUGCAGUUUACUUCCAGUUUUUCUGUAUCAUCAACAGAACUGACCUAGUUUGCAUUCUUUUUCGUAGCAGAAUUUUCCCAGGUUGCUAAGAACAUAGAAACAAAUGGAGUUUAAAUACUCUAAAUGUCAAACUUGAUUUUCAAUAAUCUGAAUAUCCCAUCCUGAUUGUGUAUUUUUUCCAGAUCCCGUAGGUUAUAUAUGUUUCAGAAUAGCCCAGUGCCGGUAAAUGUCACAAUUUUCUCAGCAAUACGUCCAGAGGAGGUAGCUCCCGUAUUAUCAGCUCACCUGUCCCAACUGGCUAGCAUCACUAGUGCCUUUAUAGUUCCACCUCCUUGUUUGUCCUACUCUCUUUCUACUUGUUUCUUUUUACAGCACAGCAGAAUAAUGUUAAUUGCAAUAGGAGAAUAACCUCUUCAGGUAAGUUACUUUUAAGAGUCAUGUAUUGGAUUGGUCUCCUCUAAACUGUCACUUCAGUGGGUCUCAAGAGGUAGUUCAACAAAUGGUAACUAGCACCAACAGCUCCUACUGUGGAUAAACAAAGUACAUGGGAUGGCAAACCGUAUUAGUGUAAUAACUUGAGUAUACUAAAAAAAAGACAUUUUUCAUUAUUAUUGUAUUUUUAUAAAUUAAUAUUUUAAAAGGCAUUACAGUGAAUGAAGAUCAAGCUAGACCGUUAUAUUAAACUAAAUAAUUAAAAUGAAUGCUAGAUACUUAAAUCAUGCAAUUAAGAAAGUGCCUCAAAGCAUCAUAGCAGUAAAGCAUAAAGAAAGAGGGCAUAGGUAUGCAUUAGAAAACUGGGGGGGCGAGGGGGGCAAAAGUGCUAAUAGCCAGAACCUGAAGAGCUUUUUUGCCUUUUAACUAACAGCAUAAACCCCAGAUUUAUGAGUUCAUGGUUCUAUGGCUACUAAAUAAGGAAUAGAUUUGAAAAGUAUGGCGCAUCUGGCAACUCCUGUUAUUUUGUAACACCUGCAAAAAGUUCUUAAAAUCAAAGGAUUGUGUGAACAUAAAUUCAAACUGCAAGUGCUUCAUUGCCUUUACAACUGGUAGAACAACUCUGGCUUUGUUCAUUGUACAAAUUAAACAGUUUUCUCAUUUUCACAGCAGCUAGUCAGUUGUAUUUCCCAUUAAAUCUCUGAUUGUGAACCUCAUACAUGUGGUCUCGGGAAUGAAGCUCUAUAUAUAAACCAGUUGUAGAACUGAGCACUAACUGUUAAGAAAAGGCACUUGUUCCUUUGCUUGCCCUCUUUUUUCUUUUUUUUUUUUCUUUUUUUUUUCUUUUUUCUUAAUAAAUGUGGCAUAGGCUGAGAAUCUUAUUCUAGGCUUCUUUAUUUGGAGGUGAGGAAGAUCUGCAACUUAGGCUACUACAUUGCCUUUAAAAACAAAACAAAACAAAAAACAAACCACAAAACCAACACCCUUCCUGGUAUUCUCCAGUAGGGAGUAAAUAAUUGGGGACUGGUGUUACAAGAAUGUGGGGGGCGUGGAGUUUACACUAUGUGUGCAGUAUUCAUCAAGGGAAUAAAGAGCAAACAUCUGCCCUUCA